AUGAAGGGAGAUUUGGACUUCUCUGCACAAGGACAUGAAGCAAACAUAAAAGUUCCAGAUGUUGACAUCAAUGCUCCUAACAUUGACAUAGAAGGCAAUAAGAACUGCACAUGCACAGACUGCGCUGCCCCGCCCGCCGCCAUCCUGCCCGCCGCCAUCCUGCCCGCCGCCAUCCUGCCCGCCGCCAUCAUGCCCGUCGCCAACAUGCCCGCCGCCAUCAUGCCCGUCGCCAACAUGCCUGCUGCCAACAUGCCCGCUGCCAACAUGCCUGCUGCCAACAUGCCCGCUGCCAACAUGCCCGCUGCCAACAUGCCCGCUGCUAACAUGCCCGCUGCCAUCCCACUAACCGUUUUAGAGUCCAGAAACCAGAGUCAAUUAUCGUGA
Molecule: messenger RNA, 384 nt
Organism: Knipowitschia caucasica
Lineage: Eukaryota; Metazoa; Chordata; Actinopteri; Gobiiformes; Gobiidae
Source: the annotation of a GenBank genome assembly